Molecule: messenger RNA, 1044 nt
Organism: Trichomonas vaginalis G3
Lineage: Eukaryota; Parabasalia; Trichomonadida; Trichomonadidae
Exons: 1
Coding region: 1-1044 (347 amino acids)
Source: RefSeq, a predicted model, not a curated record
AUGUUUUUUUCUCUCUUAUUUCAAACAUCGCUUUGCGAAUGUCCAUCAGAUCCACUCAAACUAACUACUACAGGUCAGCAUAUGUUCGCUAUGGUUGAAGGCUCUGUUGUUUGCAUGCAAGCAACUGAAGAUAAUACAGUUCUAAUUUUUGAUUUCAUUGGCAAUGCUACUGCUACAGUUUGCAUCAAUAACAACGAUGGAGAAUGUACAGAAGUAGGAAAACUCGGUCUUUUUGGAAAUAACACCAAUAUUACUGGAAUUUGGUUUGGACGCAAUAAAGGAUUAAUUGAAGUUACAACACAACAUGUCCUUACGAUCAAAUUCACAUAUGCAAUAUUGCCUACUUUAUGUGAUAAAAUGCUAAUCACAAACACAAGGAAUUACACUAUCAAUAUUUCUAGGAGUGAUUUAGACAAAUAUGUGUAUUUUUGCUUUUUCGCUGCAACCUAUGGAACAUAUGCUUACAAAGUUUCAUAUAACGUUUCUGAUGAUGAUAAGCUUCAUAUCAUUCGAAAAGACAAUGUUCCUAGAAAUUAUGGCGGUCUUAAUCGCUUUUCAGGCAAUUCGGUAAAGGAUGAUCCAAUAGUUAUUACAUUAGACACAACAAACGACGCUUUAUCAUCAGAAUUGACUAUAUCAUUGCUGGGCGAAGAUAUCAUCCCAGAUACAAAUAUAACUACAUAUCUAAAUGGAUCUGAUUACGCGUUUUUAAAAGGACAAUUUCUUAACGACUUUCCACCUCCAGAAGUUGAUGAUAAGUACAGUAACAUCAUCUCAAUUACACUAAUUGUUAUAUUUGCCGGAUGUGGCGUUGGCUGCAUCAUUUAUAGAAUUGUUUCUUAUUACAAGAAAAAGAAAAUGCGUGAAUUGCUAAGAAUUGAACGUCUAAAGGCACCAAAAAGAAGAUUCAGAAAGAUUAUUCAUAAUAAGCCAAAAAACGAAGCAGAACCAAUGGCUUAUAACGAUGGAGAGGCUGAUUUUGUUUUAACUACAAAUAACGAAGCCUACAAUAUGGCAACUCACGAUGAUCCUCAUGAAUUAUAA